Messenger RNA from Spea bombifrons (plains spadefoot toad), 899 nucleotides. It is a transcript of the gene TREX2, whose product is annotated as three prime repair exonuclease 2. The record is from RefSeq and is a predicted model, not a curated record. Gene Ontology annotation, molecular function: nucleic acid binding; 3'-5'-DNA exonuclease activity. The transcript has 2 exons. Gene Ontology annotation, cellular component: cytoplasm. NCBI's taxonomy places the organism in Eukaryota, Metazoa, Chordata, Amphibia, Anura, Pelobatidae. The coding region runs from base 129 to 812 and encodes 227 amino acids. Gene Ontology annotation, biological process: DNA catabolic process.
AAAAAGCUCAACCUUAUAGCAACCCUGUGUGGGUGGAUCAGUGUCGCGUUGCUAUAAAUCACAGGGAUAAGCCCAGCCGGCAGCAUCUACUUCGACCCUGUUACAUCGCUUUGUAGGAGGCUUUCAGCAUGUUAAGUUCUGUAAAAACAUUUGUGUUCCUGGACCUGGAGGCCACAGGACUAAAUAAAUAUCUUCCGAAGAUCACCGAGAUCUGCUUGGUAGCUGCUCAUAUCUCCUCUCUGCAGAACCCAGUUACCAAUGAAUUUGGAGAGAUGCAACUUCCCCGGGUCCUUGACAAGCUCUGCCUAUGUGUUGAUCCAGAGAAGACCAUCAACAGAUAUGCUUCUGAAAUCUCAGGCCUCAAUAAUAAAAAUCUGGGUGAAAACGAGAAGCAAAACUUCAACUCGGGCCUCAUUGUUCUCAUAAAGGAAUUCUUGGAUCGCCAAGCUAAGCCAGUCUGCCUUGUAGCCCACAAUGGCUUUAAAUUUGACUUUCCACUUCUGAAGACAGAGCUGAAGGAACAAGGAAAUGAUUUUUCUAGCUCAUUGCUCUGCCUGGACACUUUGCAUGUGUUCCAGGAGCUGGAUACCCUGGAGAACGGUGCUCCUAAAAAGGGGAAAGGGUUUUACACUCUUUCAGAACUUUAUAGACGGUCUGUCGGGAAGGAGCCAAUUGAUUCUCAUCAUGCUGAAGGUGAUGUACAGAUGCUCAUUAUGAUCUUCAUGUCCAAAGCAAAACAGGUGAUUGAGAAAACCUCUUACUCUUUUAAGAUGUGGAGUGAAAUCAGUCCUAUGUAUGUCACUAGGCGUUAAUAAAUGGAAACAACUUUGGAAUAGAUCCAUUUCUGCAUGUCCCAUGCUUGGCCUCUCUUCUAAGUGAUUCUAGAAGGACUGGUUACA